CCGGUUUGUAGUGGGAUAGCAUGGAAGGUAAACGGAUGAAGGCCAGCCCAGUCAACCGUAAAACACUGACUUACCUGUUUGCCCAGAGUCUCAGCCUCGGCAGCUGUAGCUGUGUAUUUACUUUGUCGUUUUCGCCUGUGUAACCCAUUUCUCACAAACAAACCCGAUAUUGAAGCCCAAACAAAAACCCAACCCCUCAUUUGGUUUUUCUGUUUAUUGCAGCCUUUUGUGCUUUGGGGGACGGGCCAGCUUGCCUGCUUUGCCUGCCCGUGCAGGGAUGCAAGCUUGCAUGUGACGGAGUAGCGGGCAGAGAAGCCCGACAACCCGACUCCUUUUCCCUUCUUGUUCACUCGAGUUCACGGGUCGAAAGCCGCUUCAACGCACCUUCACACUUUUUUUUCGAGAAACUUGCACGCGUGUAGAGGGGCAGGCGGGAUCCCACCAAACUUUUUCAACCGCCUUGCGAAGAGAAAGAAAUAAUAAUAACAACGGCUACCGGCUCCGUUCUAGCGUCGUUUGAUUACAAGGAUUUGCCAGUUCCUUCAGGAAUCAAGAGUUGAAACAGUCUAUUUCGAAGCCAUCAUAACAAUCUGGCGCGAUACUUUAAUCUUUUCCCCUCAGUUCUCGGUUGGCUUGUACUGUGACGACUGGCGGGAGGAUUUGCUUCAUUUCUUUUUGGAAAGGGGCCCUUAAUCUAAGCCUCAGCGCGACCUGCCUUCAGUGGGGGGCCAGUCUAGUUCUAGGGUGAACCGGCUCGGAGCCCUCAGAAGUCGGUACAAUACACCCAAAAACGGCAGAGAUGGCUGCUGUCGCGACAGUUACCAGCAGCAACCCGCCAAUCGAUGCAGGCAGAGUCGAAAAGUUGCUGGGGGAGCUAAAAUACCUGCAGUAUGAGCACGGGCUCGAAAAGGAGUACUUGCCAUCGAUACGCGCGCUCAUAUCCAAGGAUUUGAGUGAGCCUUACAGCAUCUAUGUUUACCGCUACUUUCUUUAUCAAUGGGGUCACCUAUGUUUCAUGGCGCUGAACCCGUCUGACGAUUCGCUCGUCGGGGUUAUCAUAUGCAAGCUCGAGGUACAUCAGUCACAUUCCCCACCAACACGCCGAGGCUACAUCGCCAUGCUGGCCGUGUCCGAGUCGUUCAGGGGUCACGGUAUCGCCACGGCACUCGUCAAGCAGGCGAUCGAAGCCAUGGCGGCUCGCGACGCUGAUGAGAUUGUGCUCGAGACGGAAGAGACCAACUUGUCAGCCAUGCGACUGUAUGAGCGGCUUGGUUUUAUGCGAUCCAAGAAACUGCACCGUUACUACCUUAACGGCAACAGCGCCUACCGGCUAGUUCUGCUGUUGAAGCACAUCGAUCCCGAUGCGGCUACAGACUUGGCUUUGGAUGAGAAUGACACUAGGUGAAAACCAUCGCCUUGCGCUGUUUUAUUUGCGCCUCUUCGGGGACUGCAGACAGGGACAUCUUAGUCACGCUCCGUAGCUUUUUCUCUGCUUGGUUUGUUCCUGGUGAUGUCUUACGUUUAAGCA
Messenger RNA from Pyricularia oryzae 70-15, 1528 nucleotides. Its product is annotated as N-terminal acetyltransferase C complex catalytic subunit MAK3. The record is from RefSeq and is a predicted model, not a curated record. NCBI's taxonomy places the organism in Eukaryota, Fungi, Ascomycota, Sordariomycetes, Magnaporthales, Pyriculariaceae. Gene Ontology annotation, biological process: N-terminal peptidyl-methionine acetylation. Gene Ontology annotation, cellular component: NatC complex. Gene Ontology annotation, molecular function: protein-N-terminal amino-acid acetyltransferase activity. Bases 800 to 1405 code for a protein of 201 amino acids. The transcript has 2 exons.